AUGUGCUGUAGUUCGGGCGAAGAGAAUGAAUUUCUGAAGGAAAAGUUAAGCCGUGAAUCAGCGUUAGAGCUUGCCAAAUUGUUAGUAAAAAAAGAUACUUCACGGGAGGUCACUAGUUCUGGAAUUGACACGAGUAAACUAACUCUGCACAAAUAUGGAAGUACUUCUAAUGAAUCUAAUCCCUUGCAGCAACAAGUUCCAGUCGGAGAAAUUACACCAUUGUUUCUAGCAACUAAGUCAGGGUGCACAGAGAUCGUUAAAGAAAUACUUAAAAUAUUCCCUCAGGCAGUUGAGCACAUAGAUAAUGAAGGGCGGACCAUAUUGCAUGUAGCUAUCAAUUAUCGCCAGUUGGAGGUUUUCGAUCUUGUGUUGAAAAUGGAAGUAGCAAUGAGGUGGCUGGUACGAAGACUUGACAACGCCGAGAACUCGAUUCUGCAUAUGGUUGGAAUAAAAAGACACGAUUAUGUACCUGAAAAAAUGAGAGGCCCUGCACUUGAAUUGGAAGAGGAGCUGCUCUGGUUUGAGGUACAAAUUUUAGUAACUCUACUCUCAUUUGUUACUCAAGCAAUAUCGGUUACUUGCUGCUCUGGUUUGAGGUGCAAAUAUUUAAUCGUGUGCAUGCUGUCACCUAUUUAA
Messenger RNA from Quercus robur (English oak), 636 nucleotides. RefSeq lists its product as uncharacterized. The record is from RefSeq and is a predicted model, not a curated record. Bases 1 to 636 code for a protein of 211 amino acids. Gene Ontology annotation, molecular function: protein binding. The transcript has a single exon. NCBI's taxonomy places the organism in Eukaryota, Viridiplantae, Streptophyta, Magnoliopsida, Fagales, Fagaceae.